This is a messenger RNA of Mycena citricolor, 1983 nucleotides long. The record is from the annotation of a GenBank genome assembly. Lineage: Eukaryota; Fungi; Basidiomycota; Agaricomycetes; Agaricales; Mycenaceae.
ACAACAUGGCCGUAUCCAAAGUGGCGGAGGCGGUAAGGGCAUCUGGGUCAGCCACAGGGUCCGACAAGGCAAUGACGGUUGUCGACAUAACAAAAUAUCGACGGACAAAGGAAAUCCACUGCAACACAUCAUCUAUCGUCGACGAAGCACCGAAAGAUAUGCGGGCCAAACCAAGCGGUUUUUCGCGAUUCAAUCCGCCGAAUUCCUCUGUCGCCACGCUCGCCCCCGAUCGUUCUCCCCCUUCAGAUCUUUAUCCGUGAGAUCGAAGACCGAAGCAACCACACCUGUGUUGCAGAGACCUCCUGUGCGGAUCUGGAAUCCAUUCACAGCCGCCAGUUGCUCUAGAUGCACGUGUCCCAAUGGCUUUGACUUGUCGUCGAGUAGAGUGAAUCCGAUGAUGGGCCCCGGGUCUUCCAAGAACGCAGCCGCAGCUGCGAACGACCGAUGCUGCUGAACCACGGGUUUCCCAUUCGCAUGGCGUAGAGAUGCCAGCUCGCCGGUGGCGAACCGCACAAGCGAGCUGACGUGCUUGGCGACAUGUCUGUGUGACUUGUAUAGCCGUUUGUGGGUGUCCAGAGCACGAGCGAGAGCGACGAUGCUCAAGUAAGAGACAGUGCCGUCUUCGAAUCUCUCGUGCACCGUGCCAGGGAGCAUCGGCCGCCGCGGCUGCAUCCACUGGGCUGAUUCGACAGACAAUCCAUCGACGGUCCCCCCGCCGAAAUAUCCCCGGCGCUGUAAGACAUGUGACGAAGCGCGCUUGACUACAAGGCAGCCCAAUCCAGUCGGAUAGCCGAAUAUCUUGUAGAAAGAGCAAGAUACAAAGUCGGGCGCCGUCUCAAUGGGUAUAGAUCCGAGAUCGAGGACAGCAGUGGAGAGAUAUGCCGCGGCGUCGACGAGCAGGUACACGUCCGGACAUCUCUCCUUCACCCGCUGCGCAUAGCCAAGCCCGAGCCGCUGUCCCGUGGAAUUGCACUGCGCAGAGUAAGCGAACAAAGAGGCAGGGGCCAGAUCCACGGGAACGUCCUCGACGCUAACCGGCAGGACCUCCGCCCCGCACGCCAGAGCGCACCCCCGUAUCCCGACAAGGCUCGUGUGGCUUGUUUUGAGGUACACGUACUUCGUUCCGCGCCCCCACGGGAACGACUCACCCACCAACUUGAGCGAGGCGGUGGCCCCAGACGUGAAAACGACAUCCCAAUCAGCUCGUUGCGCCUCGUCGAGCCCAAACAGAUCCUCCAAGAUCCGCCCCCGGCACUGCUCGAUCUCCAGGGAAGAGGCGACAGACGCUGGCGCGCGGGAGUGGGGAUUCGAGAACAGCGUCGUGGACACCGCGUCGGCUAGGGCGCGGAUCGUCGAAACAGGGGCUGGCGCAGAUGCCGCGUAGUCGAGGAAGGUGGUCCCGUGGAGGCUGGGGUAUUCUGCCGACCGUAGCGCAUGGAACGCGUCGCUGCCGAGACCGUAUCCGUAAUCGCUGCCGGCCUGGUCAUAGAACUCAUGUCGUUUUGCAUCGAUGUCGCUGAUGUGUUCCGGCGCCUGCAUGCAAAAUGGGAGUAGGCCGAACAAAGGUCGGGGGGUCGCCUGGGCCCCAGUGACUCCGACCAGAAAUGAUCUACGUACACAGCCAUCCGCUAUCUAAUCUAGCCUUGAUCUGAAGAUCUGCAUGUCGAGAAGCGUAGUGCCGAGAGAUUGAAUGAUGCAUCCCGAUUCCAUGCCCGAUUAGAGCAACGAGCAUCAUACAACGUCAGUAUCUAAAUUUUACAUUCAAUCUUGUUGGACAACGCUGCCUCCCGCCACCGUGAGCAACUUCCAAUCGAUCUCCACGUCCUUCGUCAGGAAGAUCUUCCGCGCGUCUUCGGCGAUAGCUUCGAAGCCGUGCGUCGCGAGAGCGAGGAUGGUAGGGCCGGCGCCGGAGAGACAGAUCCCAAGAAGACCGGGAUGGGUGAUCGGUGUGAUGGAUGAGGUGACUUCAGGCAGACCAGGUAU